Messenger RNA from Thrips palmi, 689 nucleotides. RefSeq names its product pupal cuticle protein C1B-like. NCBI's taxonomy places the organism in Eukaryota, Metazoa, Arthropoda, Insecta, Thysanoptera, Thripidae. Bases 75 to 626 code for a protein of 183 amino acids. The transcript is spliced from 2 exons. The record is from RefSeq and is a predicted model, not a curated record.
CCGGGAGUAUAAAAGCAAGAGCGGGCUACCGGGCAGCACAGUCGAACCUCGACAGCACACCAACCAACUUCACAAUGGCAUUCAAGCUCGUCGUCCUCGCCGCCGCCUUGGCUGUUGCCAACGCUGGUCUGAUCGGCGCCCCCGUGUCGUCCGUGUCCUACGGCUACGCCGCCGCCCCCGUCGGCUAUGCCAGCCCCGCCAUCGGCACCACCCACGAGAGCACCGUGCGCUCCCUGGACGGCAACGCGGCCGUGACCACCUACUCCAAGGCGGUCGACACCGCCUUCUCCAGCGUGCGCAAGUACGACAGCCGUGCCAGCAACGACGCCCAGAUCCUGGCCCACUCCCCCGUCGCCGCCUACGCCGCCCCCGCUGCGUACGCCGCCCCCGUCGCCCACGCCUACGCCGCCCCCGCUGCGUACGCCGCCCCCGUCGCCCACGCCUACGCCGCCCCCGCUGCCUACGCCGCCCCCGUCGCCCACGCUGCCUACGCCGCCCCCUCCGUCUACGCCGCCCCCGUCGCCAAGGCCGUCGCCCCCGCUGGUCUCCUCGGCGUCGCCUACUCCGCUGCCCCCGUGGUCUCCCACAUGACCUACACCAGCGGCCCCAUCGCCUACGCCUACUAGAAAGACUGACUCUUAUUUAUUUAAUAUAUUUAUUUAUAUGUAAAUAAAUGAAAAUUGCAAAAA